Messenger RNA from Babesia sp. Xinjiang, 651 nucleotides. Its product is annotated as U3 small nucleolar RNA-associated protein 18. Gene Ontology annotation, molecular function: protein binding. Bases 1 to 651 code for a protein of 216 amino acids. Gene Ontology annotation, biological process: rRNA processing. Gene Ontology annotation, cellular component: Pwp2p-containing subcomplex of 90S preribosome; small-subunit processome. The record is from RefSeq and is a predicted model, not a curated record. NCBI's taxonomy places the organism in Eukaryota, Apicomplexa, Aconoidasida, Piroplasmida, Babesiidae. The transcript is spliced from 3 exons.
AUGGCUUACGGGUACCGGCGUAUACACAGCCCACCCUUCUUGGAUGGGAAGAGUGCCAACGUGUUUGCGUUGAGCUGCACAGAUAACGGAGGUGUGCUAUUGUGUGAUACACGAUCGAAUGCUAUCAUGCACCACUUCCAGAUGAACGCGACAGCGGUUGUAUACGAGUGGGACUUGGUUUCGGGCCGUUGUCUAAACAAGUUCAAAGACGAGCAUUCGCUUCAUCUAACUACUUUCGAGAUGUCUCCUAGUGUGAAUUAUGACUUUGCUAGACAUGCCUUCGUCUCCGCUGGGUCCCGUAUGGGUUUUUUGAACCUGUAUCCUGUGGUGUCUGAUUACGACCGUGAUACCGGGGUUCCAUCCAGUUCGUGCAUUCAGCACGAAUUAGUGAAGAGUUACGGCAACCUUUCCACAGCGGUUACCAGUAUAGCCCAUGAGGACAGCGGGACGUUCAUAGCUUAUGCGUCUGAGCACAAGCGCAAUGCGUUACGUAUUAUCCACAACCCUAGCGGUCGAGUGAUUAGCAACUGGCCAACGGAAAGCAUCAAUCUAGGUCGUGUAACCUCCUUAGCGUUUGCACCACGUUUAAGUACGCUAGCAGUAGGAAAUCGUUCCGGUAAAGUACAGUUAUUCCGAAUUAUUACGACCUAG